AUGGCAUUGCAGACCAGGCUAGAUCCAAUGAAUGCCUCUCCCUACCACCCGAAGGUGAGGGUGUCGUUGAAGCUGGCCGAGCCACUAUUCGUCGCAGGAAGUACUAUUACUGGGAAAAUGGAGGUGGAAUGUAAAGCAGACAAAGGGUUAGGUAUUGGCGUAAUAAUGGCAGAGUUGUUUGCUAUUGAAGAGCUCACUUCUCGGGAUCAUUCCGCCACUUCAACGUUCUUGCAUCCCAGGCGUCUCUUUCAGGGCCCAGGACUCCCGCCUUCCAAUGCCGUGCACCCACAUCCUACCCCAGGUGAUCCUCCACUUCCUUGCCAUCACUACCCUGCCCGUCGCGGUGUGACGACAUUCCUCUUUCAGUUCUCACUUCCAGAAUCUUCACCAUCCUCGAUUAAUUUUGGAUCUAGCCUGGCAAACGUUCGCUACGAGAUAAGGGCAAGUGUAUCCGUCGCCUGGAAGGGACAGAAGAGCUUCGUAAUGGAUAAGAAACUCGUAGAUGUGGUAGAAUGCUUUGAAAAAGAUCACUCGAGAAUGACUGUACCGGAAGGUUUGAUAGUGGGCGAAAACGGGAAGAUUUGGGUUCAAGGGAAGGUAGUUGGUGGGUUCAUGGUUGCUGGCCAGCCAGCGUGCAUCGAGUUACAGGUGAAGAAUCACUCUGCGAAGAAGAAUACCGGGCUUGCAGUUUCCCUUACCCGACAGCUACAUCUGUCCAGUUUGGCUUCAUCGCAGAAGCAACUUUUACAGAUAUCUGACACCUUGACGUCAGUCUCUUUUCGUGGCGCGGAAUAUAUUAUUCAAGCUGGUGCAGAAGGUGUGGCUAAUCUCGUUGUCGACGUACCCAAGGCUGCUAGAGGAGUGAAAGGAGGGAAACGCAGAGGCAACGAUGAAAGUGACAGUACGACAGAACCGCUCUUCGAAGUACGAUGCAUUGUCAGUGUAAAGCUUAGCAUGGGCAUCGGAAGCAAAGACGUCCGUCUGGACCUUCCUGUCAUGAUCUUGCAUCCUUUGGCCUUGUCCACAGUACCAUUCCCAGAUCCGUACUCUGUUUCACCCCAGCCUUACAACGGACUGAUAUAUGAUCCUAUGCCCUUAACGCUAUACCAGCCGUCCACAUCGCCUGCAUCAUACCAGCAGUAUCCUAUCAGCUCAUAUCCCUCACCUCCCACGUCACCCUUCGCGCUACCAUACCUGCAUCAAGGUCAGGUCUGGCUGCCCCCACCAUCCGCAGGACCUUUUUCACCUCCGCCCGUGUCAUAUCCGUAUUAUCACUCGGACCCUGUCAUGUCUUACAUUCCACCCCUACGUCCUACCAGUGCCGAGCCAAUCCCGUCGCAACCACUCUACGGAUUACCUACGUCUUACGUGCAGCAGCCACUGCCUUCCCUGUCAUUAAACCAGCCCAUUGCGGAGCGCGAAGAGGGCAAGGGCGAGCGCGCAUCACGCAUUACUCUCCAUCUCCGCAUGUCGUCCAGACACCGCUCAGCCUCCCCGCCUUCACAUCGCUUUGCCAUACCUGUAUCGUCCGACCCGCAUACACCUCCAACUCCACCGACGUUGUCACUUCCUGUGGAGCGUCUCACGUUGAAAGCCUAUUCGAGCUACAGCCCAUCAUCGUCUCCACAUAGUCGACCACGCCUACAGCCUCCACCCUUGGAUCUCCCUACAUCGCCUGCCUGUGCCCAGGGUUUGGUUGUUUCUCCACGUCCGAUGCUCUCGCCUAAACAUUCAUUUUCUGUCGAUCCAGUCGCGCAAGUCACACACAUCGAGAACCUAGAGCGCAUUGCUGCUCGAGUGGACAGCCACAAUGCGGACAUGUCGGUGUCGGGCGCGGAGCUCGACUUAGGGCCCAACAAUUGUACAGGUCACGAGAAUACCGCUGAUCGAGACAAGACGCUGCCCAGUCCGCCCGUCUCAACGGAUAAGGACGGUGUCGCUCAGGUGCGGACAAAGUUGGACUCGCUCUUCCCGGAAGAGACACCGACUCCGCCUACGCCUACCUUGGCUGCAGUUACAUCUCUCAAAGUCCCCUGCGUCAAUAGUGCUCAUGCCGGAGGCUUGGAUCUCAUUGGAGGAGUAAGUGGGCUAGAUGCUUUGGAAGCGAAAUUACUCGCCGAAGUGGGCACACGGAAGAUUGAGAAAGCAGCGCAUUACGCAGACGUGCGCUCAGUGCUACCUAUCUCCAUACCCCGCUCUACGGAUCAGCAAGAUCCCGCUGUCGAUUCAGCGAUCUCUAGCCUUACGCUUCCUGCCCUUGGGUCAGAGCCUCGGACGCUUAAGCGCGAAGAACCCAUUCACCAACGUGAGAUCGGUGAAGACGCGAAAUCGGAGUCGAAGAAAGCCGAAAUUCAAGGGAGCAACAAGGACGGCGGAUCAAGGAAACAUGGCGGGGAGCGUGCAAACCACAGCAAAGACGAUGAAUUUUACCGACUUAGAAAGGCAGCCCAGGGAAGAGUGGCUGCUUGGUUGGGAAGCAUUGAGCCAGAUGUUUUUCCUCAGGCGACGUCACCUCCUACCAGCCUGGAAACAGUGCUCCCUGCGCAGGAUGGCGAACGUUCCGAAGGUGACGCUGAGGCAUUGCAGGAUCUAUCAAAAAAUGUUUCUCCAGACGCUGCCAGUCCAGAUGUAUCUGCUGCUCCGAAUCCUCGAUCGUCUGGGUUUCUCCCGAUAGGCACGAUCCGUUCAAAUAUCCAGGUACCGAUUCCUACAGGGAACGUAAAUGCUCGCAAUUCUGGAAAGGACUCUCCGAAUCCAAAGACACCGCUGGCGAGAGUGGCAGUGGUACCGCCUCGAUUAGCGGCCUAUCCACUUCAGCCGCCGGAUCCCGAAGUCCGAUACGACAUCCGUUCCGCUCGUGGUGGUCGGGGUGGAAAAGUGACCGCUGUGGCAGCUAUCUGGGCCUCCGCCACGCAGCAGCAGGACAACAAUUCGAAGCCUGUCGUCAAGCAUUCCGGUGUUUCCCUUGCUAAAACCCUUGACCUUGGGAAAACACCCACCAUGAAGCCUCUCCCUCAGAAGAGCCUACCGCUGUCGGAACCUCCUAAACCUCCGUCGAAUGCGAAGCUUUCUCUUGCACCUAUUAGACCACGAGAGACGAAAGCAGCACCAGCUGUAGAUAUCUCCGCGAAACGCGGUCGAAUGACCAAGGCUAGCACUUCUCCUGCAGCUGUCUCUUCAUCUUUAGCUACGCCCAUGCUCUCUUCGACGGCUUCGCUUGCCCGUCCUACUCCACCUUUGAGUGACAGGAACAACCUCAAGCUUCCUACAUCUAUCCCUGAAAUGUCACGAUUGAAGCCUUCGGACCCGAAACCAAAUACCGCGAAAGGGGAACUAGCAUUUGGACAGGCACGAUUGAGAGAAUUGAUCAAGCGUUAUCAAGGACAAACCAAUGCAUGA
Sparassis crispa is the source of this 3399-nucleotide messenger RNA. RefSeq lists its product with no specific name. Lineage: Eukaryota; Fungi; Basidiomycota; Agaricomycetes; Polyporales; Sparassidaceae. The record is from RefSeq and is a predicted model, not a curated record. The coding region runs from base 1 to 3399 and encodes 1132 amino acids. The transcript has 4 exons.